Molecule: messenger RNA, 466 nt
Organism: Pteronotus mesoamericanus
Lineage: Eukaryota; Metazoa; Chordata; Mammalia; Chiroptera; Mormoopidae
Gene: PIN4
Product: peptidylprolyl cis/trans isomerase, NIMA-interacting 4
Exons: 4
Coding region: 53-448 (131 amino acids)
Biological process (GO): rRNA processing
Cellular component (GO): nucleus
Molecular function (GO): peptidyl-prolyl cis-trans isomerase activity; DNA binding
Source: RefSeq, a predicted model, not a curated record
GGGCUUUGUACGGCAACAGACACAGUCGAGAGUUCAACGUCAAGUUUCGCAGAUGCCGCCCAAAGGAAAAAGCGGUUCUGGAAAAGGGGGAAAAGGGGGAGCAGCAUCUGGGAGUGACAGUUCUGACAAGAAGUCUCAGGGUCCCAAAGGUGGUGGCAAUGCAGUAAAGGUCAGGCACAUUCUGUGUGAGAAACACGGGAAAAUCAUGGAAGCCUUGGAAAAGUUAAAGUCUGGAAUGAGAUUCAAUGAAGUGGCCACACAAUAUAGUGAAGAUAAAGCCAGGCAAGGGGGCGACUUGGGUUGGAUGACCAGAGGGUCCAUGGUGGGACCAUUUCAAGAAGCAGCAUUUGCUUUGCCUGUAAGUGGGCUGGACAAGCCUGUGUUUACAGACCCUCCAGUUAAGACAAAAUUUGGAUAUCAUAUCAUCAUGGUUGAAGGGAGAAAAUAAAAUUGCAUAGAAUACAGA